This is a messenger RNA of Nematocida homosporus, 1107 nucleotides long. RefSeq lists its product as uncharacterized. Lineage: Eukaryota; Fungi; Microsporidia. The record is from RefSeq and is a predicted model, not a curated record. The coding region runs from base 1 to 1107 and encodes 368 amino acids. The transcript has a single exon.
AUGGACGAAUUAGGACGGGUUGGUUUAGUAGUAGGUCUUAUCUAUGGGAACUAUUUACUCUUUCGCUCGAAACUUUGGACUAUCUUUUGGGCUUUGUGUUACAAUGUGCUACAACGUGAGAUAAGGAAAAGUAGAUUGCGAGUACUGCAUCCUUUAUUACUUCUGGGUUCACUCUUCCCAGUCGUACUUAUAGUUGGUCUGCCUUCUCUAGUAGUAGUGGUGGGUGGCCAGGAGUUACUGGCUUAUACGGAACAGGUUUUGGUCUUAGUAGAGGGAGCGGCUUGGACUCGGCCUUGGCUGCACCAGGGUAUUCGGACGGGAGUAAGUUGGGUGCUGGCUUGUUUAGGUGUGGGGGCGGAGGAGCAGUUGAGUGAAGAGUUGAUCUGGUACCGGUUGUACGUUAAGUUAGAAGAGUGCAUGGAUGAAGUCCUAAUGGGAAGUAAAGUAGCUUUUGGAUGGUUGAGUGAGUGUUUAUUCUUUUGGGGUGUACUAGGUUGUUUUAAUGCUUUACCUGAGAAUCCUUUGUACUAUGCCGUUCGACCCUUACCACAGCAUCGUGAAAUAGUUGGGGUGCUGGAGACUAUUGUUCAUGCUUAUUCCGUGGGGUGUUUAGGACAUUUUAUCUAUGCAGUUGGUUUAGGGAUGUGUACGGGAUCGCCUUUAAUUCUGGUGGGCGGAGUAGCUGCUGCUUUUUUGAGUCUCUUCCCGGUGGCACCUUUAUGUCUCUAUGUUCUACCGAGCGCAGUUUACUUGGGUUUGGCUAAGCACUGGAUAAGUUUGGGUGUAUUGCUAGUGGGCGGUCUGGUGCAAGCUCGAGUGGUAGGUAAGUUAGUAGGACGUAAACCAUUGAACAGUUCCGGACGAACAAUUAGUGCGGCGCUGGGCAUGCAAGCUUUUGGCCUGGCUGGAGCUAUUCUAGGUCCUUUUCUACUGGGUUCUUUACUGGUGAUCUGGCGAGGCAGUAGUUCACGUAGUUCUAAACGUCUUAAUCUAGUCCGGCCGAGUGUAAGUGUAAGUACAACUAGUAGUGCAACUAAAACCAGUACGCAUCAGCCAACUAAACCCAAUACUCAAACCGUGGCUGAGAUCAUGCGUAAAAAGAAGUAA